UCUGACUGCAGCCAGGCAAGCCUUGGCUUCCCCAGGCUUCUUUGAGAGUAGCAGAGCAGGCUCCUCUCCCUCUCCGUCUGUUUAAAACUUUGAUCUGCUUGGGAGAGGAGAGCAUAUGGUCCUACAACUGGCUUGAGAGAGGGAAGAAAAUACUUGGCCUUGCACCAUACAGACAGCCUGCCUGCGAACCUCUGACUAUCUCCUGUCCAGCUAUGGAGCGCUGGGUUCUCUUCUCUCUGUCCCUCCUGGUCUACCUGUAUCUGGAGGUGGCUGGAGCUGGGGCCCAGGACCAGAGAGGGCUGGCUGGCCAGGGUCGGAGGAGGAGAGGGCCAGGGGUCCCGGAGCUCAACCAGCCCCAGAGAGGAGGGCUAGAAUGGGGGAAGAGGAGGAAGGCAGGAGGGCUCAGGAAGGGGAGAGCCAGGGGGAAUCAGCAAUCUCAACCCCCCCUUGGUCUGACAAGGCUGGAGAGCCUUCCAGCCAACGCUGGAGCGUCUAUUUUCAUUGAGUCAUACAAGAGUGUUGACGAGAGACAGUCUAACUACAAUGUCAUCCCAGGUAAACAGGGCCAGUGUGUGUACCAGGGCAUCACCAUGUUUGAGCAGGCCGUCUGGUCCCCCAAGCCGUGUGUCACCUGUCUGUGUAGUGGAGGGGAGGUGCUGUGUGACGAGGUCACAUGUCCUCCUCUACGAUGUCACUUCCCCUACCCCACCACUGGGGAGUGCUGCCCUGUCUGCAUGGACACAGCUUCCCGUGGCGACGUCCCUGACUUCUCUGGCGAUUCCCCAGUAGCCAACGACCCUGACCCUGUGACCCCUGACCUUGACCCCAUCCUUGACCCUGUGGUGCCCCACACGCAGGCCGAGAUUGAGCUCCUCCUGAAUAGAGAGGAGGAGGAGGAGAAGGAGAGGAGGCAGAAGGAGAGACAGAGGAGGCAGGAGGAGAGGAGGCAGAAGGAGGAGAGGAGGCGCGAGAAGGAGAGGAGGCGGAUGGAAAAGGAAGAGCGGAGACAGGAGGACGCAAGGAGACUGAAGGAGGAGGAGGCCAUGAAGGAGAAGGAGAGGAAGCUGGAGGAGGAGAGGAGAAGACAUGAGGAGGAGCUGAAGGAGAAACUGAGGGAACUAGCGGAGCUGGAAGAGGAAGAGGAAGAGGAGAAGGAGGAGGAGGAGGAGGAGGAGAUGGAAUGGCUGCUGAGAGGAGAUGUUUUCCAAAUGUUUCCAGAUGAGCCGACCGGAGAGGACCUCCUUCCUCCUCCCCUAGCUGAGCCCACUGACAGAGAAGAGGAGGGAGUGGUGGUAUGCAGACCUGGGAUCGCCCUCCCACUAGGUUGUGAUAUCUCUGAUGUCACUGUGACGUGUGAGAACGCUAAACUGACCAACUUCCCUCCUCUGAACAUCCCUGAACUCAAGUCCCUAAGUCUGGAGGGUAACUCCAUCACAACCAUCCCAGUAGGUGCGUUCAACGGCAUCCCCAACCUGGAGUCCAUCAACCUGGGAAAGAAUAAGCUGACAACUGCUGGAAUCGCCCCACACACCUUCAAUGGUCUGAAGUUCCUGAGCCGUCUGUACCUGGACAACAACCUCCUAGAGACGGUCCCAAUGGAUCUCCCAUCCACACUACAGGAGCUGAAGAUCAACGAGAACCACCUCAAAGGGAUCGAAGAGAACAGCUUCCAAGGUCUGAGCAACCUGUUGACCUUGGAGUUGGAGGGGAAUGUCCUGAGUGAAGGGAAUGUGGAUCCUCUAGCUUUCAGCCCCCUCUCCCAGCUCUCCUACCUCCGUCUGGGCAGAAACCACUUCAGGAUCGUCCCCCAGGGCUUGCCCCCAUCUCUACUGGAGGUUUAUCUUGAGAACAACCUGAUAGAAGAGAUAUCCGACUCAGUCUUCAACCAAACCACUAACCUGAACGUGGUCUCACUGAGACACAACAGACUGGAUGAGUCCAGGAUAGCACCUCUAGCAUGGAUCAACCACAAGAACCUGGAGUCCAUUGACCUAUCCUACAACCGUCUGUACCUGGUCCCAUCCUACCUGCCCAGAGCUCUGGUCCACCUGGUCUUGGUAGGGAACCAGAUCGAGAGGAUCCCAGGGUUUGUGUUUGCCCACAUGGAGCCGGGCAUAGAGUACCUGUACCUGUCCUACAACAAGCUGGAUGGGGAGGGGGUUGAGCCACAGUCCUUCUUGGGCACGUACACCUCCAUGACAGAGCUGUGUUUAGACCACAACCAGCUGAUCACGGUUCCCCCUGGUAUCAACCAGAUGAGCACUCUGCACUUCCUCCGCCUCAAUGACAACAAAAUUAGGACGUUUGCAGAGGAUGCUAUCUGUGACCCCCAGAAGGACGAGGAUGUUAACAUAGUGACGCUGCGUCUGGAGAACAACUACAUCGACCCCAGGAAGGUGUCCCUCACCGCCUUCUCCUGCGUACGAUCCUACUCUAGCAUCGUCUUGAAACCUCAGUGGACCAAGUAACAUGCUUCUUUUAACACUGUGUUAUUAUAUUAAAAGUAAAAAAAAAAAAAAAAAGGUAACUAAAUCGCCAGUUGUGUUGAAACCUCAGUGGAUGAAGUAAAAUGCUUCUAACAUUGUGGCUGAAUUCCGAACAGACCCCUUAGCCGCUUCCCCUGUAGAUCUGAUAGGUGGAAACAAUAUGGCUACAUUUCCACAAAGCUAAUCAGAUGGCAAGAUCAAGUAAUAAUCAUAUUGGUUCAGCCAAUCACAAAGGAAGAAUAAUAAAUGACCACGAUCCUCUCAGAUCAACAGGAAGUCCACGUGGAAUUCAGCCUCUGUCUGCUAUUCUAGUAAAAGUCCAAAACCAAAUAAACUGUCACUGGCCGUGUCCGAAAUCUGUCAGGUAUGGGUAUUGACAGUCUAUCACUAAAUCACCACCACCAGCCUCCAACUGUAUCUCAUUAUUACCUAGAGAUGCUUACAACCUGCUGAUGGUCACUUUGACAGAGCGCCACAGUUCCUGCUACACAUGUUAAUAUUACCGUAAAGUAAAAGGUCGAAUCGAACCGAUUUACCUUCUUAACGAGCGGGUCAUGACCCACAGUAGGGAAAGACUCCACUGUUGUACAGUGCCUUGCAAAAGUAUUCAGCCCCCUUGGAUUUCUUCACAUUUUAUUGUGUUACAAAGUGGGAUUAA
This is a messenger RNA of Coregonus clupeaformis (lake whitefish), 3144 nucleotides long. Its product is annotated as extracellular matrix protein 2. Gene Ontology annotation, cellular component: extracellular matrix. Bases 213 to 2468 code for a protein of 751 amino acids. NCBI's taxonomy places the organism in Eukaryota, Metazoa, Chordata, Actinopteri, Salmoniformes, Salmonidae. Gene Ontology annotation, biological process: positive regulation of cell-substrate adhesion; extracellular matrix organization. The transcript is spliced from 11 exons. Gene Ontology annotation, molecular function: protein binding; heparin binding; collagen V binding. The record is from RefSeq and is a predicted model, not a curated record.